AUGAUGACGUGCCGUCUUCUGUGCUCCCUGUUGGUGCUCGCCCUGUGCUGCUGCCCGUCCGUGUGCGUGAAAACGAGUGAAGAUACAGCUGGUAAAUCUGGAAGUGAUCCCGUUUCACCAAAUUCUAAGCCAGAAGGACAAGAUGAUUUGAGGGAAUCGCUAAGUACAAUUCCUUCUCCACCAAAGAAAAACGAAGAAGGGAGAGGGACGGAAGAUUCACAAAAAAUGGAGACUCUUGCGUCACAUACAACGGCUACAGUAACCGAAACGCCACGGCCACCAAAUACUUCCCAUAAUACACAGGAUCAAGAUGAUGGGAAACCCACUACUGAAGAUGCAGGUAUUGAUAAGAGCAAUAUGUCAAAUGAACAAAAUGAGAAAGAAAAUGCACCAACUGCGACAACAACAACGACAACGACAAAGGCACCAAGUACCACCACCACGACCACGACGACGACCAAUGCGCCAGAGGCACCAAGUACGACGACUACAGAGGCGCCAACCACGACGACCACCCGCACACCGUCACGUCUUCGCGAAGUCGACGGCAGCCUCAGCAGCUCUGCGUGUGUGUGUGCCCCGCUGCUGCUCGCCGUAUCCGCGCUGGCGUACACCGCUGUGGGCUGA
Molecule: messenger RNA, 627 nt
Organism: Trypanosoma cruzi
Lineage: Eukaryota; Euglenozoa; Kinetoplastea; Trypanosomatida; Trypanosomatidae
Product: mucin TcMUCII, putative
Exons: 1
Coding region: 1-627 (208 amino acids)
Source: RefSeq, a predicted model, not a curated record